CAGCAGGGUGCUACUCAAUGCCCUCUUUCCCUCCAUUUCGGUCCCCCCUUUCGCGCGCCGCUGCUCAUCGAACCUCUCCGCAACUCCGACGGCCCGAGAGCUCCGGCGGCCAUGGCGGCUUUCCUCCGUCACGCUUCCAAGUCGCCGCAGAGCCGCGCCUCCCUCGUCGCGCUCCGACGAAGCUUUGCGACCGGCUCGUCUCCCCACAUCGCAAAGCCCCGCCUAAAUCCCGUUCAAGCAAGAUCAUUGGUCAGUUCCUCUGGAGCAAUCGGUGGGUUCGAUGAGAUGGUGGCGGCGAAUAGUCGGAAGUAUUACAUGAUAGGUGGGAAGGGAGGUGUUGGGAAAACAAGUUGCGCCGCUUCCCUCGCCGUGAAGUUCGCUAACCAUGGCCACCCUACCAUAGUGGUCUCGACUGACCCUGCUCAUUCGUUAAGCGAUUCGUUUGCGCAGGAUUUGACUGGAGGGGUGCCUAUUCCUGUCGAAGGUGUCGAUGCUCCAUUAUAUGCUUUAGAGGUAAAUCCUGAGAAGUCCAGGGAAGAGUUCCGCACGGCAAGUCAAAAAAAUAAUGGCGGUGGCAUCAAAGAUCUAAUGGAUAGCAUGGGUCUGGGUGCAAUGGUUGACCAGUUAGGAGACCUAAAAUUAGACGAGUUGUUGGACACUCCUCCACCUGGGUUGGACGAAGCUAUCUCAAUCUCUAAGGUUAUGCAGUUUGUUGAAUCCCCAGAGUACAGUAAUUUCACCCGUGUUGUCUUCGACACAGCGCCCACAGGCCAUACUCUUCGUCUGCUGUCCCUGCCUGAUUUCCUGGAUGCAUCCCUUGGCAAAAUGAUGAAGCUGAAGGAGAAGUUAGCUUCUGCAACUGCAGCCAUCAAAUCUGUUUUUGGGAAACAAGAAGAGCAGAAGGAUGUUUCUGACAAACUUGACCAACUGAGGGAGAGGAUGAGAAAAGUUCGAGACCUUUUUCAUGACCCAGACAUGAUGGAGUUCAUCAUAGUGACAAUUCCUGCGGUUAUGGCGAUAAGUGAAUCAUCGAGAUUGUGUGCAUCCCUGAGGAAGGAAAGUGUUCCUGUCCAGAGGCUCAUUGUUAAUCAGGUCCUUCCUCAGACGGUAGAAGAGUGCAAGUUUUGCUCUGUGAGGAGGAAGGAUCAGUUGCAUGCCCUUGAUAUGAUCAAAACAGAUCCCGAGCUUGCCCGAUUAAGUGUGGUGGAGGCACCCUUAUUUGAUGCUGAGAUAAGGGGCGUUCCAGCUCUUAAAUUCAUGGGGAAUAUGAUUUGGAAAUGAAACUCCGAUCCCUGCACAUAUCUUGAUUUUGUCACCACGGGCGACCGCAUUUGGGAGCACAACUUCUUGUUUCAGAAGAAGGCAAAGUUUUCUCCGCUUCCCAAACAACUUGCAGUUGCAUCUUGAGCCACAUAACUUGUUGAAUCUCUUUUUCACACGACUUCUAGUUUUUGAUUAUCAGGACCACGACCAACCUAAAGAUACAUGAUGCUUGUUGGCACAAAUCCAGCUGAUGUUGGUCGGGAGGCUCAAGGCACGGAUUAACUCCGUGCUUAAAGUUAGUUGGAGGGCCUUCUUUUCUCUAUGCGGAACCAACUCUAUGAAGGAGAACCUGGAGCGAUUAAAACAAUACAGCGGCUUAUCAAUUUCUUCCUACUUCGGUCUCAAGCAACCAUACCCCAUUUUAUCUACUAGAAUCAGACUUUCUGUAUCGAAUGCGUUUGUCUUUGGAAUUGACUUAUUAUGUCAAUUUUGUUUCGGAAUGGAAGUGGUGGGACUUGUAACGUAGAAAUGCAGAAUGUCGAACAAUUUCGACCUUCUUGAGGUGUCGAUGUUUUGGAGUCUUCUGAAACGGCUGAGUUCACUGA
This is a messenger RNA of Eucalyptus grandis, 1868 nucleotides long. RefSeq names its product ATPase GET3B. Gene Ontology annotation, biological process: post-translational protein targeting to endoplasmic reticulum membrane. Lineage: Eukaryota; Viridiplantae; Streptophyta; Magnoliopsida; Myrtales; Myrtaceae. Gene Ontology annotation, molecular function: ATP hydrolysis activity; ATP binding. The transcript is spliced from 11 exons. The coding region runs from base 112 to 1281 and encodes 389 amino acids. The record is from RefSeq and is a predicted model, not a curated record. Gene Ontology annotation, cellular component: GET complex.